AAGCAAACAUAUACCGUGUCUAAGGAGGUGCGUCGUUUUUGUUAAAUGAGGAUGUCGGACUCUCUUUCAUUUGCUGUGGAACGGAAAAUAUACAUAUACAUAGAGUUUGAAGAUUGCCAUCUUUCUGAGCGUAGGCAAACAUUCAUAAGGGUUCUAUUUUGAUAUUGAAAUUGAUUCGCCUACAAACACCGACGAAGCGUAAUUCGUCUCUGAGAGGAAAAAGAUGGUUCGUGUUUCCUCUUGCUUGCUGGCUGUCGCGGCCGCUGGGCCGCUCAGCGUUGCUGCGGAGGAUGGUUUUUCCUUCUCUUCUGAGAAGGCCGCUUCGUUGGCUCGUGGUGUGCUAAAGAAGCUUAUUGACAGUGUCGGCAAUGCGCAAAUUGAAGUGCCGGUAUUGCCUAGUUUUGCCUCCUCUACUCGAGCCAUUGUAAAACCGAGCGACGUUUCCACGCAGAAGCUGCCACGAAGCGCGAAGGAUGUCGCGUCGACUCUCACUGCAGGGCUUGGGCAUAGCCAGCAAGCCCUGAAACUGCGAAACAAGAUGACGUCCGACAAUAAGCAGCAGUGGCACUUGUCACGGCAAGAGUAUGUCACAAUUUUCUUGGGCAUCGCGGACGGAUUCGGUCUGGCUCUGGUUGAGGCUUGCAUCAAGGAUGAUAUUGCGUUCGAGCAGAACAUCCAAGCCGCGGUCGCCGAAUUCGAGAUGCAGACUAACGAUGGUGUCAAGAGUGGAUUAGCGUAUCUAGCCACUGCAUUCGAAAGCAACCUGCCUAGCGCAAUCAGAGACUGCAAAGGAACUUACGAUCAGGUCUGAAAUGUAUGGGAUUAUGUUGAAUUAAGUAUCAUUACGACGGGAAAAGCUAAAACUAAAAGCGGAGAAAUAUCCUGAACCCCAACCCGCUCAAAUCCUAGAACUACGAAUAUCGAUCAGAUUACCGUGAAGAUGAAGGGGAUGAAAUUAACCUGCAAGAGGACCUGCAAGAUCAACAAUAUACUUGUAUCCGUUAAAAAUACUUCAACUUCUUAUUUUACUAGGUUGAAGCAGUCCUUGCCUCGUUGGCGAGUUUCGCCACCCCGCAAACAUUCGCUUUUCAUAUCGGAAAAGAUUUGCUGGUAAAUGGUGUCGACAUCUUCCGCAAGAUGACCACCGCCAUAGAAGCGUGGAAAAUGGGUUCUUACCACACUUUCGGAAUGAACCUCGGUGGCGCUCUCCGCGAUGUGCUGCUCGGCUCUGUCAGUACCUUUAAGUUGCGUUUAUGUAAGGGUCUUAGGGUUAGGGUUCAGCGGAAGCAGGUGCGGUAGAGUGCGACGGCGAUUCCACUUAUGAAAGUGGCUGCGUGGACCCGGGGCGGGCUGGUACUGUGGAGGAUAGGCCUCCAGCUGGAGCAGAAGCAACGGAAAUCGAUCGCAUCGAGGACCAGGGCGCUGCGGGCGUGGGGGGUGGGGUUGGUGUGGAUCUUAGUCGUGACGGAUUGUCUGCGGGGCCGGCGCCAGUGGCGGCCGAUGUCAUUAAUGACAAGGCUGACACGGAUGGAGCUGCAGCCGGUGACAAAAGUUGUACGCAUUGGCGCGCCACUGUUUAAGCAUGGCCACCGCGAGCAGCGUGGGAGUGACACAGGGGAGCGAGGUGCAGACGGCGACGCGUUGCCAGCGUCCACCGUCUGGCAAGGAAAACGCUACAAAUGCCGGAGGCGGGCGCGUCAGCUUGAUGGGUCGGCCCUCCUCUUGGAGAAUGCAAAGCCGGCGCAACGCUGAGGGCGUUCGUUUAACAUCUCGCAAACUCUUCAAGGGUGAACGACGGAGCGACACCGGCGGAAGCACUUGCUCCGCUACCACCACGAUUCACACGGCCCAGAGUGGUACGAGCACGGCCGCCACGCAUGGGAGCGGGAGCAGGACGGGAGCAGACGCGGAGGCAAAGGCGGCGCGCGGGCGUCGAUUGAAGCGCCCUCGCCGAACGUGAAGCCGCGCCAGCUGGCCACGGGGCUGCAGCAUUGCGCGCACAACGUGCAAAAGAGCUGGGGCAGCAUGUGGGCAAAAUAGGAGGCCGCUCGGCUUUGCGGGAGUUGAACAUCAGCGGCGCAGCCAUGUCCGUGUCUGUGGUGAUCUGAUGGCUGCGGAACCAACCCGCGCGCAGCAGAUUCAGGGCUGACGCCUGCGCGCCUGUUGCACUUUUCGCGGCGUGCGUGCGCGGGCGGUGGGCGUGGUGCCCUGCCCGCGCUCAGGCCGCCGCGGGGUUGUUCCAGAUUCUUCGGAGAAGGUGGAGCGCGCUCGGAGCCGGAGGGUCUCUCUUUUGGAUUAUAGCCGCCAAGAAGCAAGCUUGCCUACCCCCGCAGUCUCGUCGAAGGUGUGUGGCCGCUGGCUUUGUUUUUCUUCGGGUCUGCUCGCGUUUUCUGGCCCAAGCCUUCCCGCUGAUCGGGUUGAUUUUGCCAAGGGAGGAGCCGCGCUAUGUAUUCGCUUCUGGCUGUGUUUGUUGAUGAAGGUAGAAAGUGCAAGCUAGGGGGCUUGGCGGAGGCAGGUCUGGCCGGCGCCAGGGGGCGCGCUGAUAUAUUCGAACAGGCAGAAGUUGAGGACGAAGGGCCACGGUUCCACAUUCUUGGGCAACGUGUGCGUGAGCGUGUCGCCUUCGUUCUUUGCAGGCAGACGGCAAGGGUCUGGAUGCAUGAGGGCCAUGACUCACAGGGACAGGCCCGCCCGGCUCGCAGCGCGCUCUGUCUACCGCUGGCGCCGGGUGUCAUCGUGUCGGGCAUGACUCGAGAGAAGUCGAGACCGAGAGCGCGGCUGCAGAGAGAACGAAGUGAGUCUUCGGGGGCUCCCUCUGAAGGCUUGGCGUGGUCGGCGUCCAUCGAUCGGGGAAAGCGGCCACGGGCGGAGAGGCCAGCUUCUUGGAUAGAGCCAGCGCGGACUGACACUGGGCGCAUUUAUCGAGCGAAACGCUCGAGGUCGAGGGCAUCAUAUGGCCCCCUCAACCUCAAGGGUGCGGGUGGCCAGAGCCAAGGCGUAUACAUAGCGCUGCCAUACAUAUCAUUGUCACGGGACGCGCCUCCUUUUGUGUGUGUCUGUCAAGGAAGCGCGCAGGGGCAGGGGGAGGGGAGUGCUGUCUGUGCUUGCAGCGCGGGUGGCGUGCUGGCUCGUUUUGCUCGUUCUCUGUUGCUCGUUGUUAUUUGGCAGUUGGCCUUGGCUCGUUUGUUCUUUCUUACUAGAUAGGGUGGAGGGGCUGGUAGGGUUUCGCUUUCGCCUGGCGCCUAAUCAUACCGCUGGCUUACUUUAGUUUACCGACUCAGUCAUCUCGAUCUAUCAGCGGAUCACUUCCGGUUCCGCUCUUUCCUAUUCUGUUUCAGUUUCAAGUCCUAAACUAGUAAUUCUAAUUAAUAGUAUUAGUAGUGUAGUAGUAUAAUAAGAAAACAACUACCGCAUCGAUCUGGCGAAUUAUGUGAAAUAGAUGUUCAUUCUUGCACUUGCUCCGUCAAGAUCUACACCGCCAUUGCCUGUAGGAGUUGCGGGUGCAGCCUCCAUUGCUUCGAUUUUACGUUGAAGUUGAUUAUCUACAUCUUCAAGACUUUUGAUCGCGCUUAGUAGUAGCGUAGACGAGGGAGUAGAAGACACUUCUGCAAACUUAGUGUAGUAUUUAUGUAUUCUUUUUUCUAAUAAAACCAAAAUACCAUUUAUUGUCAAAAUUCCCUCUUCCCGUUUAGAAUCCGUGGCGGAUGGUAUCGCCUUUUUUGAGGGUAUGGCGGAAGGCCUCGGAGCAACCGUCGAUCAAGCCUGCAUGACUUCAGCGAACUCCCUGUCGGCCGAAAUGGAAAAAAUCAUUGCUGCGCUCAAGAAAGGAACAAGGGUUGACGAAGCAUUUUCAUUUUGACGAUGCUGAAAGUAGAAGAUUUUUCAUACGAGAACAAUGAAUUUUGAUGUUCCGAGGAGAACGAAGUGAUCGAUGUGUAGUCUCUUUAUUUUUGUGCAACUGGGGCAUAUGCAACAAACUUCAACAUCAAUUAUUGCACUGUGGUCUAGAAAUUCUGAUUCAUCCAGGAAUCGCUGGCCGAAGCUGUGAUGAUGGCUAGCUGGGCAUGGGAGCACACCUGGCCAGAAGUCCAAAAGCAGUGCAGCAGUGUGGAGAACGAAAUUGCUGAUAUCUUAGCGGACCUGAAAGAGUACGAUUCUUUUGAGGCACUCAUCGAGCAUAUCGGAGCGGAUUUGGUACAAAAUCAAAAUAUUUCAUUUGAUACAAUCGGAUAAAAAAAUGAGCUACCUAGCACUAGCUUAUCCUUGUUGCGCAUCAGACGAGGGCAAACUGCUCUUGUAGUUUGCUUGAGGUAUUUGAUUGCAUCAGUCUAGUCGUUUACUUUAAAACGAUACGACGUCGAUAUGGAUAGAUAAAUGUGACAGGUCGAGAACAGCACCGACAUCUAUGCCGAUGCCAACGGAGCCGUCGAUGAGUAUAAUAAGGGCGACUUUGAAGACUCCGGAAAGCAUGUCGGCCAUUUGAUCAAGCUCGUCCUGGUGGGUAAGGAUGCUUCAAAGGCCAAGGCGGCCAGUCAGCAAGACAUCUACAUCUAGACACUCAAUUUUGUCAUAUGUUGAUAAACAACGAUGGAUGGGGACAUCAGAAAAGCUUGGUACUGACGAAGAAACAACACGUUGCUUGCUCAUAUUAUUAUCUGGUCAUUUUUGUCAACCACUAUCUGUUCUUAUUGAUGAGUAGUUGAGCUCAUCAAUGGCAGUAUGCUUUUUCACAUGUAGGGGACCCACUCAUAUUCUGUUAUCAAAAGACAUAUUGAUAUUCGAAUAAGUUGUAAUUACCAGUCUAGAUGAUAUUUUAUGUAUUGAGUAAUCUCACACUCACAGGCACGAGAGAAUGGUUUUACGGGUCAGCACUACUUCUCAUGAUAUUGAUAUUCCUCGGGGCGAUCAACAUAAAUGUUAUGUCGUGUAAAUAAAAUCUUCAUUUGCGUUCUAAGACAAAAAUUUUCCAACUGGAUUCCUUCCAAAACAUACUAGAUAGUGCUGUAGUCAUAUUUCCUGUCUUGUUCACUUAUAACGAACAACACUUACAACCAAGAAAUAGUACUAGGUAUUUUCAAAGAGUAAUCAUGAAAGAAUCUUUGGUGUCAAAACCGAUCACACGGUCAGAAUAACCCAGAAAGGCAUCCGUGUGUAUCCAUAUCAACUUUUCAAAAGCGGUGUAGCCUCCAGCCAAGCAAUUCGAGUAUCAACAUGAACAUGCCGAAGAUGAGAAAUCAAAGAGCACCGCCGCUUGAGACAGGGCGAAACUGUCUGCUAUAGAUUUCCCGAUCCUGUGCCUCGUGACUGAAAAAUG
Amoebophrya sp. A25 is the source of this 5314-nucleotide messenger RNA. Lineage: Eukaryota; Dinophyceae; Syndiniales; Amoebophryaceae. The record is from the annotation of a GenBank genome assembly.